CGGAAGUCUUUUGUACGGAACAGGUGGAGGAGCCGCUCGGUCCUGGGAUGAGUUCGUGUUUCUCCGGAGCUUGUUGAGAAAUUCACAUUCGUGUUCGUUCGUUUGUUUGUUUGUCUGUUUGUUUGUUUGUUGCUGAGAGCAAAGUGCGGACAUGUGCUCACAGACCAGGGCCGCGGCUCUGAUGGCGAACAUCCCGCAGGCGGACAUCGAUCCGUCCGGAGUCUUCAAGUACGUCCUCAUCAGGGUCCACAGCCGAGAGGAGGGGGACGACUCCGAGGUGGACAUCGUCCGAGGAUACGGAUGGGCCGAGUACCACGCUGACAUCUAUGACAAAGUUUCGGAGGAGCUGGAAAAGGACGGACACCUGGACUGCGAGUGUAUCGGAGGAGGGAGGAUCAAACAUGAUGCCCAGGACAAGAAGAUCCACGUCUACGGAUACUCCAUGGGAUUUGGACAAGCAAACCACGCAGUAUCUACAGAGAAACUAAAGGCUCGGUAUCCAGACUAUGAGGUGACCUGGAGCAAUGAAGGAUACUGAAGAGAGACCAGCCUCUGGUGGACGGCCUUUUCUCUUGGACUGACAUAGUACUUAACUGUAAGCCCUCACGAGAAGGAGGAACUCCUCAUUAAAAGAACAUAUUGUGUUUCUUAAGAAGCUUUUUGAAAUUGCGUUAAUUAUCGAGGGUGUUUUCACACCGGCCCAUUUUAGUCUGGAUUCCAAUGAGAAGAACCUUGAGAGGAGCUGAUUCAUCUCGUCUAAAUCUAACUCUGAAGUUCCGUCGAACAUUGUCAUUAUUAGCCCCCUUGUUCCGCUCAGUUGUCUAAAGGCUGCGUGUCUUCAAAGUCGGAGACAGUGGAGUAUUUUUCCAGAUUACCAAGAUGUUAUGAGCAAAUACCAACUCUGCCAUUCCUCCGCGGUUCAUUGUGGAGAAAUACGCACUGGUCCAAAUCACAGGAUCUUCUUCCCCGACCAAUAAACACAGUGAGCGUUAUCAUGUGUCAUUUUCUGUUUUUCAUCCACUAUUAUCUGUACUGCUUUUCCUUUGACGUCACAGUGGAGCUGACAAUCUCAUUCACAGACUCACAUUCACACCGUCUCCACAAGCCAGAGGGCAAACAAAAUAUAUGCAGACUCAACACUGAACGGUCGGUCGCCAGGCUCUUGCUGUGAGGUGAAGGUGCUAACCACUAGACCACCGUGCCGCCCUUGUGUUGAUGAUUCUGUGUGACCAAGGGGGAAAUACUAUGAGUUUACAAAUUUAUCAACUGAUUUGGAUCAGAGCAAAGAAACUACAGGUGUGAAAACAAACUGACACACGGAGACGAGCCUGAACUGUUUUUAAAAGAAAGAACUGGUCACAGACUUGUCUCAGAAUUGACCUCAUCACCACACCAUGUUGAAAAGUAAUACUUUGUUGUAUGUUUGAUAAAUGUCUCCUAGAAUCUGUAAUUAAAGUUGCGUGUUGCUCCAGAAAAACUAAAACAUC
This is a messenger RNA of Paralichthys olivaceus (Japanese flounder), 1487 nucleotides long. RefSeq names its product phosphohistidine phosphatase 1 (gene phpt1). Gene Ontology annotation, biological process: peptidyl-histidine dephosphorylation. Gene Ontology annotation, cellular component: cytosol. Gene Ontology annotation, molecular function: protein histidine phosphatase activity. The record is from RefSeq and is a predicted model, not a curated record. NCBI's taxonomy places the organism in Eukaryota, Metazoa, Chordata, Actinopteri, Pleuronectiformes, Paralichthyidae.